Molecule: messenger RNA, 2034 nt
Organism: Daldinia caldariorum
Lineage: Eukaryota; Fungi; Ascomycota; Sordariomycetes; Xylariales; Hypoxylaceae
Product: nitrogen permease regulator 2
Exons: 3
Coding region: 116-1612 (498 amino acids)
Biological process (GO): positive regulation of autophagy; negative regulation of TORC1 signaling
Cellular component (GO): vacuolar membrane; GATOR1 complex
Molecular function (GO): GTPase activator activity
Source: RefSeq, a predicted model, not a curated record
CUUGAACAACCACCCGCCUAAUAGAUUAAACAUUAUAACUACCGAGAGUUAUCAAAUACGUUGAAAUGUAGAAAAAUUAUAAAGUACAUAACAGAAUGUGCUGCCAAACAUCAACAUGAUUCAAGGAAUCUUUUACGCGAGGUUCCUCCCUCAAGAAGGAACCAAGAUCGUAGCCCAAUCCCCACCAGGAUGUAUCGUCGCAACGACAUACACGCCGCAUCUCAAGCCGCCCCUGGUUGACUUCGACAUCAUCCAGGAGUACAUCAUCCCGCGCAAGGCCUUCUUCAACCGGUUCAUGACGGUGAACUCCCCGGACAACAAGUACAGCGUCCUGCUGUUCCCCGUCUCCAUCCCGAGCGAGAUCUACCACCGCAACGAGUUCAUCUUCAACUUCGGACUCGUCGUCGAAUCCGACGUCGACCACAUCCCCUACGAGAAGCUCGUCCGCCGCCUGGCCGUCACCUUCGCCGAGAUGGAGCGCCAGCACGGGUACCUGAGCUCGGACGGGCGGGCGGGGGACGGCAUCCACGAUGACGGCGGUCGGCGGCCGAUCGAGAGCCUGCUGGAGAUCGUGAAGGAGGACCUGAACAACUACGGGGAGUGCAUGAUCCCGGUGGACGACGCUAACACGCUCAACAUGAAGCUGUUCCCGUACCACCCGCCGCCUCCCCCGGUGCGGGGGUGGCACGUGCCCGUGCCGAAGAUGAAGCUCGCGGACAUCGUGGACCCGACGUGGGACCUGACGCUGCAGAAGAUCAUCCCGCACCUCGACGGCGUCAACGACGUCCGCCGCAUCGCCUGGCUCGCCGACGUCUCCCUGCCCCUCACCCAGAUCGCCCUCCAGCACCUGCUGUACUACGACACCAUCCUGCUCCUCGACAUGUUCUUCUUCGGCAGCUGCUACGCGCCCCGGCCCGGCAUCCACGACUUCGUCGUCAACCGCGACGGCAUCGUCGACGAGUGCGCCGGGUACGUGUGUCUUAGCAAUCCCCUUACCGGUGCCGGCGGUAAUACUACUAAUACUACUACUACUACUACUGCUGCUGCUGCUGCUGCUGCUAGCGGUAGUAGUGUUAAUAAUGCGUCGACCACUAUUAAUACUAAUACCACUACUUCUACUGCCGGCACGACCGAGGACGGGCACGACGCCGCCGCAACAGCAGCAGAUGCCGAAGCAGAACGGCAACGCCAGCAGCAGCAACACCCAGCGGUAUCGCACUACCAGCUAGUCAAGCUGAUGACGACGUUCUGCACGGGGCGCAGCGUGAUGGAGUGGAUCAAGCUGCACCAGGACGCGGGGUUCGACGUGCUGCGGCACGUGGACGUGCGGCGGCUGGUGCAGUUCGGCGUGAUCAAGGGGCUGCUGUACCGCGUGCACAAGUACGUGGUGUCGAAGCAGGUGCUCGAGAGCCUGGCGACGGGCCGCCGCGUGCUGCCGCCCAGGAGGAGCAGCAGCAGCGGGGACGGCGACGAAGAAGACGCGCUGCUGCGGUACGCCGACGGGUGCCAUACCUUCGACCAGAUCGUCACCGAGCAGAACAUGACCGACGGCGAGAUCAUGAAGAAGCUACGGAGCCUGGGGCCCGGCGAUCGGACUGUGUUUUAUCGGUGAUGGGGGGGAUGUUGCGAUGAUUGGGUAAAGGGGCGGUCGGUUAUGAAGGGAUGGUUGGACGAUUGGAUUAAAGACGGUGCCUAACAAAAAGCCAUAUUAUAAAUUAACCCAUAGGGCGGGGCUCCAGGGCCUUCUCUCUCUCGGUCUCAUGCCCGCUCGUUUUCAACAGCAACUAACAGCCACGCCUAUAUUCACCGUGUGAGGAGACGGAAGACUACCAGCACAAUUUGUAUAGACUAUAAUUAGGUUGGACUGCUGAUAUAGACCACGUUUAUGUGCCAUUAUAUAUAGAUAUGCUCGAACACGGUCUAUUCCGCCUUAAACAGUGUGGAAUCAUGUCACGUCGAGCUACUACCCUUUACCAUGCCUCCCUACGUCCGAGCAUCCCCUCUAGGCGAUCACGGUGAUUACGGAUGACGAAC